Messenger RNA from Striga asiatica, 3633 nucleotides. The record is from the annotation of a GenBank genome assembly. Lineage: Eukaryota; Viridiplantae; Streptophyta; Magnoliopsida; Lamiales; Orobanchaceae.
AUGCCAUUAGAGCCCCAAACGCCAUCAUUUUCUUCUUCACCAUCCCAAAGCUCCCACAAGGACUCCUGCUUUUAUUUAGCGGACAAUCUAUGGCGCCGGGGCUUGUUUUCAUCAGCUCAGAAAGUGAUUCAGAGGCUGAUUUUGCAGUCUUCAACUAUACCCGAGGCAAUCUCGGCCGCCGAUUUCGCCUUUAUGAGAGGUAUGGAUCUCGAUUUAGAUAGUUAUGGCAGUCUUAUCCGCACGCUAGUGAUUUCGGGCGAGGCCCUGUUGGCCGAGGCAUUGUACAUGGACUCUGUGGUGGGCAAAGGUCUUGAACCGGACCGCCAACUGUUGAAUUCUAUGAUUAUUUGUUACUGUAAGCUCGAAAAAUUAGAGGAAGCGAAACUUUGUUUUGAUAGGCUCGUUGGGUCGGAGGUUGUACCUUGGGUGGGUUCGUGCAAUGCUUUAAUGAAAGGCCUUGUUUUGAAAGAUAGAAUCCUGGAGGCUUAUGACUGUUUCUGUGAAAUCAGUAAGGCCAAUGAUACCGUGCUCAAUUUUGCGUGUUAUAAUAGGCUGGUUGAAGGAUUGUGUAGACGGGGGUUUUUAGACGAGGGGCUUCAUGUCUUCGAUGACAUGGUGGAAAAAGGCGUCCCACUUACUGCAAAUAUCUGCAAAUCACUGCUCAUUGGCUUCUGCAAAUGCGGCCGUGCUGUGGAGGCCGAGAUUUUGUGUACUGAAAUUGAGUCUCAUGGUUUUGAGGUUGAUAAAUUUAUGUACACGUACCUGAUUAAUGCUUAUUGCAAAGGGAGAAAAAUGAAGAUGUCCAUGAGGUUGUUUAUGAGGAUGCUGAAAAUGGGUUUCGAGCCGGAUUACUACGUGUAUAACACGUUGAUACACGGCUUUAUUAACAUGGGUUUGUUCUCCGAGAGCAUGGUGCUGCUUAAUAUGAUGGUGGAUUCUGGUUUGAAGCCUAAUUCAGUGACUUAUCAGCUUUUUCUCCAUAAGUACUGCAAAGACAAUAGAGUUGAUUGCGCAUUAAAGCUUAUGGAUGACAUGAUCGAACACGAUAUUGCUCCCAAUGUGCACUGCUACACGGCAUUACUUGGUGCACUCUGUAAGGAACAGAAGGUGGAGGAAGUGUAUGGGUUAUACCACAAGAUGCUCGAUAGCAGGGUUGUCCCUGACCACGUGCUUUUCUUCACCCUCGCCAAAAACCACCCGCCAGGUGAUGAGUUGUACUUUGCUCUGACCGUUUUGCAAGCUAUUGCCAAAGAAUCUUGUAGUAUCGAUGUCUCGACCUUUUGUUCUUCGAGACCUGAAUCCGCGAGAGAUGCAAUGGUGGAAAUCGAGCUUCUUCUUGACGAGAUAGCAAAAAGUGGCUCUGUUUCAGCAGAUGUGGCAUUUAGUAUUUAUGUUAUAGCCCUGUGUAUGUGUGGGGAAAUCGAAUCUGCUCUGGAUUGUAUGGAAAAGAUGGAUAGUCUUAAUCUGGUGCCUUUUCGCACUGCUUUUAAUUCCUUGAUAAAGUUGCUUAUUGAGCAGGGUUUAGCUGAGACUGCAGAAUCUCUACUUGAGGUUAUGCGGGAUAAUGGGAUGAUUCCUAAUCAGUUAACUUUCUCGGUUAUAGCAAACGCUCUCUGUAGAAAGAGCGAUUUCUCGUCUGCUAUUGAUGUUUUGGAUCAGAUUGAAGAAAGGGGAAUCAAACCGAGCGUUGCUAUUUAUAAUUCGAUAGUCUGCUGUUUAGGCAAACAGGGGAUGGUUCGUGAUGCUGAGAAUUUAUUCUAUAGAAUGCUCAAGUUUGGUGUGGAUCCUGAUCAAACAAUUUUUGUCACGAUGAUUAAUGCCUAUUCGAGAAAUGGGUGGGCAUAUGAAGCCCGGAGGUUGUUUGAGAGGAUGAGGGAUUAUAAUCUUAGACCUAACUCUCAUGCUUAUACGGCUCUUAUACCUGCGCUAAUUAAGAAAAACAUGAUCAAGAAAGGUUGCUUGUACGUCGACAGAAUGCUUAGAGAUGGUUUCAUGCCGAAUGGUGCUCUCUAUACCUCACUCAUUAAACAGUUCCUGAGGAAGAGAGAAUUUGACUUUGCUUUCAGGUUGUUUUGUUUGAUGAAUAAAAGUGGGCUCGAGCAAGACCUGGUCACAUAUAUCACAUUGAUAUGUGGCGUUUGCAGGAAUAUUCGUGAGUACACUGGAAGUGGCUACCUGCUUUAUAAUAAGAGAUCGAACUAUAGGAACGAAAUCUUGUUCAGUUUGUUACGUCAAACAGCUGUUUUGCCUGAUGGAAAUGGUUUGAGAAUCUCGAUCAAUUCUGAAGCCGAGAUGAAAUAUUUCGUCAUUGAUCUGAUCCAGAGAAUAGAAAAGGUCUUGCUCACGCCAGAUUUGUACAUGUAUAACGGAAUAAUUUCUGGGUUUCGUUGGGCCCACUGCAUGCCGGAAGCCUACAAGCAUCUCGAUCGGAUGUUACAAGAAGGAUUGCACCCUAAUCAUGUGACUUUCAGUAUUCUCAUUGACGGGCAUAUUCAGAAUGGCGAAAUUAAUUGCGCCGUGAGAUUAUUCAAUAAAAUGAAUGCGAACGGUAUUGCUCCUGACCGAAUGCUGUUCAACAAUUUAAUCAGAGGAUUUUGCAGCGCUAGGAGGCUACUGGAUGCAUUAUCUGUCACUCAUAUGAUGCAGAAAAGAGGGUUUUCGCCUUCGGAAUCUUCUUAUGAAAAGCUUCUCCGUGUUUUUUGUGCUCGCGGGUCGAGUGUUGAUGCGCUGAGGAUAUAUGAAGACAUGAUUUCUCAUAAGUAUUUUCCCUGCCGGUAUAAUGCUAUUUGGCUGAGUUCCAUAUUAUGCAAAGAUAACAAAUUGGAUGAAGCUCGAGCUGUGAGUGACAUGCUGUCAUCAAAUAAUAGAAGAAACUAUAAACUGUUGAACAGAAGAAACUAUAAGAAGAAAGCAGUGGCAUAUUUAGAGCAUUCGGGCACAAAUGUGAACCGUUUUGUGGGUCAGGGGAGAAAGUUUGUUAAAGAUUGUUUUGUUUGUAAAAAUGAUGCAUAUGCUGCUGUUACCAACCCGGCCAAGUAUUUCCCAAGUCUGAAACAAGUGGGAACAAGCUGCUUCCAGGUCAAUGGUGCCAAGACCUGGCCGGAGGCAAUGACAAAUGCGGUCAAGGGCGUUAUUGGAAUAGCCAAAAGUGCCAAACCCUUGGUGGUUGAUGGCGUUGAGUCAAAGUUGCCGCUGGCACUAAAUCUUCAGGCGAAGGAGUCAAUAACCUCCGGCUGCCGGGACUUGUUUUUGACAUACGUGAAUAUCUUAGAGAAAUGCAUUGAAUUUGUAAAGCACGACCCAUUUUCCUCCCUGGAGACAUAUCUUUCUGGAAACACAUUCUUCGACUGCAACGAUGGGCUCGACGAGUUUCAGGUCUGUAUUCCGGAGGUCAAUAAUUUCUACCACCGGACGAUCAAGUUGUCAAACAUCCUCCUCUCCAUUUACCAGACGAAGCCGAAAAAGAUCUAACGUUAGUUUUCUUUUGUUGUUCGGUCUUCUAAAUGCUACUUUAUUACGACAUAUGUGUAUAUAUGUAUGCGAAUGAACGGGUGGCUUCUCUCCCAGAUGUCCGUCCCUCAGGGGGGUUUAGUGUAUAUGUUCAUGGUGCGGCUGAGAGAGAGUUAAUUAUCA